AUGGAGGCGAACAAGGAAAUCCGCAGCGAUGUGAACCACAAAUUCUUUGUUCGCUAUGAGAAGAUAGAAGUAGGCGAGCCUAUGGUUCUCGAAGAUUCCAGCAUCAUAAAUAACAAAAUCACCCCAAUGGAGUGUCGUAAGCGUAGUCUUACCUACUCAGCUCCCAUUUUCGCGGACAUCAUCUAUACUCUGGGAGAUAAGAUUAUUCGCAAGAAGGUGAGGAUCGGUCAGAUCCCCAUUAUGCUCCAUUCGUGCAAGUGUGUUCUCCGCAACAAAAGCCCCGCCGAGCUCGCAGCAAUGCAGGAGUGUCUCUACGAUCCUGGCGGUUACUUCAUCGUAAAGGGCAAUGAGAAGGUGCUUCUUUCUGGCGAGCAAAUGAGCAAAAACCGAGUUCUCUGCGAUAUCAACGACGAUGGAACGAUCGUUGUGAACGUAACCAGCUCCACAGCCGAAAGAAAGAGUCGAUGCUACGUGUUGGAGAAAAAGGGGAAGCUGUAUCUCAAGCACAAUGUAUUCACAAAGGACAUUCCUAUCUGCAUCGCAUUCCGCUGCAUGGGCAUCGAAAGCGAUCAAGAGAUCAUGGCAUUGAUCGGAAACGAGCCGAAAUACCGCACGUACUUCAACCAGAGCAUCGAAGAAGCCCACGAGCUCGGCAUCUUCACCCAGCAGCAAGCUUUGAAAUGGGUGGGAUCUCUCGUGAGCAUGCGAAAAGGCCGAUGGAGCCGGAAGCGAUCCGCGGAAGAGGAAGGCCGCGAAGUCUUCAACACGACGAUUCUGUGCCACGUGCCGGUGGUUCGCUAUGAUUUCUGGCCGAAAUGCGUGUAUUUGGCGUAUAUGACGCGCGAAUGUCUUCAGUGCAUUUUCGAUCAUUCGCUGCUGAGCGACAAGGAUUACUACGGAAACAAGCGAAUCGAGACGGCGGGCGAUUUGAUGUCGCUGCUCUUCGAGGAUCUGUUUAAGAUGUACAACGCGAAAGUGAAGGAGUUCGUGAACAAAUCGCUCCAGAAAACGACGCGUGUGAACGCGUUCGAUGUGGUCCCCGUCAUGCAGCAGUUCCACGACAUCAUCACCAACGGCUGCGUCAACGCCAUCAAAUCCGGAAACUGGGUUCUCAAGCGAUUCCACAUCGAUCGCAAAGGCGUCGCCGAGCCGGUCACGCGCUUGUCGUACAUCGCAGCCAUCGGACACAUGACGCGAAUCCGAUCGCACGUCGAAAAGGCGCAGAAGAUCAGCGGGCCGCGCGCACUGCAGCCCUCGCAGUUCGGCAUGGUGUGUCCCAGCGACACGCCGGAAGGCGAGCAGUGCGGUCUGGUCAAAAGUCUCACCAUUCUCGCCUACAUCACCAUCGACCAGGACGAAAAAGCGCUGCGCCAGGUCGCCUACGAUCUCGGCGUUCUCGACGUCGGGCUCUUCGGCGCGGAGGAGCUCUACGCGCGUCCUGCGAGUCUCGUCUUCCUCAACGGAGGGCUGCUCGGCGUGCAUUCGCAGCCGCAGGCGCUGGUGCGGGGCGUGCGGCAGCUGCGUCGCCGCGGAUUGCUCGGCGCGUUCGUGAGCGUGUAUUACGACCGAAUUCGCCGCUGUGUGCACUUGUCGUGCGAUGGAGGCCGCAUUUGCAGGCCGCUGCUGGUUCUCAACCGGGAAACGGGACGCCCGUUCCUGACCAAAGCGCACACAGACGGGAUUCGACGCGGCACGAUCACGAUCCAGGAGCUGGUGCGCGCGGGCGUGAUCGAAUACAUCGACGUGAACGAGGAGAACUCGUGUUUGAUCGCGGUGACGGACAAAGACAUCACGCCAGCGCACACACACAUGGAGAUCGAUCCCGUGUCGAUUCUCGGGAUCGUGGCCUCGCUGAUUCCGUACCCCGAUCACAACCAAUCGCCUCGAAACACGUAUCAGUGCGCUAUGGGCAAGCAGGCGAUCGGCACCGUCGCGUGCAACCAGCAGCAACGCGUCGACGUGUCGCCUCUGAACGUGAUGGUGUACCCCAUGAUGCCGAUGGUUCGCUCGCGCGUGCUGGACCUUCUCCAUUUCUCGCAGCUCCCUGCAGGGCAGAACGCCAUGGUCGCCGUGAUGAGCUAUUCCGGAUACGAUAUCGAGGACGCGGUCGUGCUCAAUCGCGCGUCGAUCGAUCGCGGCUAUGGCCGCGUGGUGAUCAGCAAGAAGCAGGUCUUCUCGCUCAAGAAAUACCCCAACGGAAGCAGCGAUCUCAUCAAAGGUCCGCCGCGCAGAGAGGAUCAGAAAAACAUCGACGACCACACGUGGAACCGGCUCUUCGAGCCGUACAAAGCGCUAGGCAGCGACGGAAUCGUGGAGAGCGGCGUUCCGAUCCACCCAGGCGACAUCAUGGUGAACAAGCACGUGCCGAUGGACACGGGAAGCUUCGGAGCGGACCGCGAUCAGCUCCGCGCAGCGCCCGUGAAGUACAAAGAAAGCGGCGGCUAUGUGGACAAAGUACUGAUCACCACGACAGACAACGAGUACUUCGUGAUUAAGACGAUGGUGCGCGAUAUGCGACGCCCUGAAUUAGGCGAUAAGUUCUCCUCGCGCCAUGGACAGAAAGGAGUCGUCGGUCUGAUCACUGGGCAGGAGAAUCUCCCCUUCUCUACCGCGGGAAUCUACCCGGACAUGAUCAUGAAUCCGCACGGAUUCCCGUCGCGAAUGACGGUCGGGAAGAUGAUGGAGUUGCUCGCAGGAAAGGCGGGAUUGUGGGACGGCGAGCGGAAAUUCGGAACGAUUUUUGGAGGCACGGACAUCGAGGAUUGCGCGGAGGAACUGAUUCGUCAUGGCUUCAAUUACAGCGGGAAGGAUUUGUUCUAUAGCGGCAUUACCGGCGAGCCGCUGCGCGCGUAUAUCUUCACAGGUCCGGUGUAUUAUCAGCGAUUGAAGCACAUGGUGAAGGAUAAAGUGUUUGCACGCGCGAAGGGGCCGCGGAUGGCGCUGACGCACCAGCCGACGCAGGGACGAUCGCGUGACGGCGGUCUGCGUGUGGGAGAAAUGGAGCGCGAUUGUCUGGUGGCGCAUGGAACGUCGAUGCUGCUGAUCGAGCGAUUGCUGCUGUCGAGCGAUCCGUUCUUGAGUGGUGCGAAUAUUGCAAGUCGGGCGAGCAUGUGUCGAAGAUUCGCAUUCCGUAUGCGUGUAAAUUGCUGUUCCAGGAACUGCAGUCGAUGAAUGUGGUGCCGCGAUUGUCGAUCUCGGAUGGAGGCUACUUUGACUAUGAUUUCUGUAGGGGUGUGUCAACUU
Molecule: messenger RNA, 3243 nt
Organism: Blastocystis hominis
Lineage: Eukaryota; Bigyra; Opalinata; Blastocystidae
Exons: 8
Coding region: 1-3171 (1056 amino acids)
Biological process (GO): DNA-templated transcription
Cellular component (GO): RNA polymerase III complex
Molecular function (GO): DNA binding; ribonucleoside binding; DNA-directed RNA polymerase activity
Source: RefSeq, a predicted model, not a curated record